CGAUUCACGGCCCUUCAGCUCUAGAGGUAGCUGCUAGCCAACUCGUUAACCCACUUAUACGCAUAUAAUUACUACGAAGCCAACCGCGACGAUGCCGCCAAAAAUCGAAGCGCAGGAAAUCGAGACGUACUGGAACAUCUUCUCGGCGCGAACAAAUGGCGGCAAGUUCCUGACGGGCGAGCAGGCGGCGCCGGUGCUGAAGAACAGUGGCCUGCGCGAUGACCAGCUGGAGCGCGUUUGGGAUCUGGCCGAUGUGGACAAUGACGGAAACCUUGAUUUCGAGGAAUUUUGUGUUGCGAUGAGGGUCAUCUUUGACCUUUUGAACGGGGAAUACGCUGAUGUCCCGACAACUCUCCCAGACUGGCUUGUCCCCGAAUCCAAAGCCCACCUUGUGCAAGCGAACCGCGCGCUAACCGGCAAGGCGCCAAAAUUCGAGCAAGUCGAAGAUGAAGACGAUACCCCCGGCUUGAAGGAUGGGUUUGACUGGUACAUGAGCCCGGCGGAUAAGUCCAAGUACGAGCAGAUCUAUCAAGAGAACCGAGAUAUGCGCGGCGAGGUUUCCUUCGCCGCCCUCCAAGACCUCUACGACUCCCUCUCCGUUCCCGACACCGACAUCCGCUCGGCCUGGAACCUGGUCAACCCGUCUGCCUCUUCGACCAUCAACAAAGAUGCCUGCCUCGCCUUCCUGCACAUCCUCAACUACCGGCACGAAGGGUUCCGCAUCCCGCGCACCGUUCCCGCCUCUCUGCGGGCCUCGUUCGAGCGGAACAAGAUCACAUACAACGUCAACGACCCGUCGCAGUCGCGCUGGGCCCAAAAGGCCGACGACGAGACCUCUACCGGCCGCAAGGCCAAGUUCGGCGAUCAGUACCUGACGCGCCUAGGCCGUUCCUCGUUCAAGACGGCCGGCACCGACUUCUCGUCCGAGCAGACGGACGAUCAGUGGGAGGAAGUCAGGCUGAAGAAGCAGCUGGCGGAGCUGGACGAGAAGAUGGCCAAGGUUGAGGAGGCGGCGAACCGUCGUAGGGGCGGGAAAAGGGAUACAAAGCCGGCGCUGGUCAAGAGGGAGCUGGAACAGCUAUUGGACUAUAAGCGCAAGGAGUUGAGGGACUUGGAGGAGGGUAAGGGGAAGGCGGCGGCUGGUGGGAGCCUGAAGAGCGUGGCGGAUGAUUUGGCGACGGUUAAGGAGCAGGUGGAAGGGCUGGAGGCGCAUUUGAGGAGCAGGCAGGAGGUGUUGGAGCAGUUGAAGAGGGAGAUUGAGGAGGAGAAGGUUGGGAGGUAAGCUGUUGAGGGUUGGCACAGGGAGAUGGGUUGAAGAGAUAGAGAGAGCGGGCUGUGAUAU
This is a messenger RNA of Neurospora hispaniola, 1342 nucleotides long. RefSeq names its product actin cytoskeleton-regulatory complex protein end-3. Gene Ontology annotation, molecular function: protein binding; calcium ion binding. NCBI's taxonomy places the organism in Eukaryota, Fungi, Ascomycota, Sordariomycetes, Sordariales, Sordariaceae. The record is from RefSeq and is a predicted model, not a curated record. The coding region runs from base 92 to 1282 and encodes 396 amino acids. Gene Ontology annotation, cellular component: cytoplasm; plasma membrane. The transcript is spliced from 3 exons. Gene Ontology annotation, biological process: endosomal transport; actin filament organization; endocytosis.